ACUUGAUCCUCUAAGAGCCAGAGCAGCAUUCCUGACACACCUCGGGUGUACUUCAUAACUCUAAUUAACUCCUAAUCCAGAGCCAAGACCACAUCUGCAAGUAAGUGGGAUACAACUCCAUUUUCACAUUCAUAGCAGUUUGUUUUUAAUUUGCUUGAUCUAAGUUGUUGUGUUAUUAAUAUCCCUAUAUAUUGUGCCAACAUAUAUAAAUCCAAUUAAAUUUUCAAGCAAACACUCAUGAUAUAUAUGGCAGUACAGUGUAUGACUGUUUGAAUGAGGUACAACUGAAACAAAAGUGCUGGUAAACAGUGCAACAGUACAGUCACUGUUGGUUUUGAGGUCAGGAAGUCUGACUUGAGUUGACAUUUCCAACUGGGAACUUCCUAGUUCUAAGGAAAUUAGCGAAUAUUAUAUGGCUCCUUUAAAAAGUAAUCAUCCCUGUUGAAAGACUGCCUACUUUUAUUUGCUUUUCAACAUUCAUUCAUGACCAAUUCUAUUCAACAUUUAUGACUAGAAUUUAGAAAAAACAAAAGAGUCUGUCAUAUCAAAGUGAAAGCAGAGCUCUGUGAGAUAAUAUCACUUCGUUAAAAAUAUACUGUCCAACCAGUACCUGUUCUUCAGCAGCCAAAGCUUUACUAGACAGCAUAAAAAGAAAUCUCAACUAUAGUUCACCAGAAGGCAGUGGGAGACUCUAAGGUCAACUGGAGGAAGGUUCUUUGGUCUCACAAGACAAAAAUUAAGUUUUAUGUCCAUCAGACUAGACACUGUGUUGGGAAGACAACAAACACUGCACAUCAUCAGAAAUACACCAUUAUCUACACCAUGAAGCACGGUGGUGGCAGCAUCAUGAUGUGAAGCACGGUGGUGGCAGCAUCAUGAUGUGAGGCACGGCGGCGGCAGCAUCAUGAUGUGAAGCAAGGCGGCGGCAGCAUCAUGAUGUGAAGCACGGUGGUGGCAGCAUCAUGAUGUGAGGCACGGCGGCGGCAGCAUCAUGAUGUGAAGCACGGCGGCGGCAGCAUCAUGAUGUGAAGCACGGCGGCGGCAGCAUCAUGAUGUGAAGAACGGCGGCGGCAGCAUCAUGAUGCUUCUCAGUAACAGGUCUUGCAGAGCUUCGAAAGAUAGAACAUAAAAUGAAUGCAACAAAGUAUGAAGAAACACUGGUGGAACCUGAUGCAGUCUGUAAGAAAUCGAAACUUUGUUUUCCAGCAAGACGAUAAAAAGGAAACAGCUGAAGAUACACAGAAAUGUUUUAAAGACAACGAGGUGAACAUUAUGAAGUGGUCAAGUCAAACCUCAGAUCUCAAUCUAAUCGAAGACUAGCGACUUGAUGUGAAAAGUUGCUGUUUACUCACAUAUUUAAUGUAACCUGACAGAGCUUGAGCAGUAUUUUUAAAGACAAGUGGGGUAGAAGUGCACAAAAAAUAAAUACAUUUUAAAAAUGAAAAGUUGCGCCCAGAUGUUCAGACUGAUUGAGAUCUACCCUCAGAGACUCAGUUCUGUAACUGCACCCAAAGGUGCGCCUAAGGUUUCUUUUACAUUCCACAUACUGGCUGCUGCUGCUGCUGCUGCUCCCUGAGGCCUCUUUCUGCUGCCACACCCCUUUACUAACCGAGCACACGGUUCAUUUGCCUGCUUUGUUAUUCAAGUUGAGCCGGUGCCAAGAGCAGCCUCUGCAGUUUGCGCUGCAUAGUCAGCAUGGCUCUAAACAUCCCAGGACUGAUCGCUACCAUCGUCUUCUACCUGCUAGUGCUUGGGAUCGGCAUCUGGGCAUCCAUCAAAUCCAAAAAGGAUGAAAACCGGACACAGGCUAAUCAUGCAGACAUGGCUCUGCUUGGAAACAGGAAGAUCAGCUUAGUAGUCGGCAUCUUCACCACCACAGCUACCUGGGUCGGUGGGACCUUCAUCAUCGGUACUGCUGAGACGGUUUAUGACCCAAAGCUGGGACUGAUUUGGGCCGUGAUGCCGCUAGCAGCAACGGUGGCCUUCGUUCUUGGUGGCCUUUUCUUCGCUGAACCGAUGAGGGACAAGAAGUAUGUGACCAUGAUGGAUCCUUUCCAGAUCAAGUACGGAAACGGACUGAGUGGACUUUUGUCUGUGGCGCCGCUGAUGUCAGAAAUUAUCUGGGUAACAUCAACACUGAUAAGCUUAGGUGUGACUAUGAGUGUGAUUCUGGAUUUGUCCUACGCUGUUUGCAUCUGGAUCUCUGCAGCCGUCGCCAUCACCUACACUCUGCUGGGAGGCCUCUACUCAGUGGCCUACACCGACAUCAUUCAGCUCACUCUCAUUUUCAUCACCUCUUGGCUGUGCGUCCCUUUCCUCUUCAUGAGCCCAGCAUCGGUUGACAUCACCACCACAUCCUUCAACCACACCUUCCAGCCUCCCUGGGUGGGCAGUCUAACCGUAGACACAGUCUGGAUGUGGAUCGAUGUCUUUCUACUGCUGAGUGUUGGAGAUCUGGGUUUCCAGGAUUUCCACCAGAGGACAUUAUCAGCGUCCUCUUCAGCCACAGCGAAGCUUCGAUGCUACGCUGCAGCCUUUCUCAUUCCAACAUUUGGGAUUCCUCCUGUACUCAUUGGAGCCGUGGCUGCAUCAACAGACUGGAACCAGACUUCCUACGGAUCUCCACCUCCAUUUGAACGAGGCCAAACAGGUCUGAUUUUACCUCUCGCUCUGACCCACCUGACUCCACCGUACAUCUCUGUCAUUGGCAUCGGAGCUGUGGCCGCUGCCGUGAUGUCAUCAACUGACUCCGCCCUCCUGUCUUCAGCCUCCAUCUUCUCCUCUAAUAUCUACAAGAAGAUCCUGAGAACCAAGGCCUCAGAAAACGAGAUGCGCUGGGUGAUUCGUAUCGCCGUGGUCUUGUUCGGACUGGCCGGCACGUCGCUCACCUUCCUGCACACUGGCGUCAUGGCAUUCUGGGUCCUGGGAGGAGAAAUAGCCUACAUCCUGAUGUUCCCUCAGCUGGUCUGUGUACUCUUCUUUAACAUCUCCAACGGUUAUGGAGCUGCUUCAGGCUUCCUGGUUGGGUUUUUCUUUAGACUUUUGUGCGGAGAACCAUUGCUAGCGUUACCGCCUGCAAUCCACUUCCCAGGAUGCACCCUUGAGCACGGAGUUUAUGUUCAGUAUUCUCCCAUCAGGACCAUCUGCGUGCUGAUUGUUUUUGCCACCAUAUUGGCCGUUUCCUUCUUGUCAUCCCUCCUCUUCAACAAAGGACUGAUACCAGAGAAGUGGGAUGUAUUUCAAAUUAAAAACCACGUUUCACCUCAGACACAGACUCCAACAGAUGACACCAGGAGAGAUGAAAACUCAGAGACUCGGUGUGAGAAUGGAGGAAUUUCAGAUCCAAUGUUGGAAUCAACAUGUUGA
Molecule: messenger RNA, 3366 nt
Organism: Acanthochromis polyacanthus (spiny chromis)
Lineage: Eukaryota; Metazoa; Chordata; Actinopteri; Pomacentridae
Product: high-affinity choline transporter 1-like
Exons: 8
Coding region: 1696-3366 (556 amino acids)
Biological process (GO): acetylcholine biosynthetic process; choline transport; transmembrane transport
Cellular component (GO): plasma membrane
Molecular function (GO): choline:sodium symporter activity
Source: RefSeq, a predicted model, not a curated record